GGCAGAGAGCUUCACUGCUCACCUCCUCUGAACUGGAACCCUCCCUCUAGCUCUUAAACAGAGCUUAAACCUACUCAUCCAGAAGAAGUGGGAUGCUGAAAGAAGCAUGAGGGAUGGAUUGCAAGGGUAAGACAGGGUUAGUUGGUUGAAGCUGUAUCAGAUGUGUUCCACUGUGGACUGAGGGACCUAAAACUAGCACCAUGAGCUUCCAAGGAGGAGUCUCUGUUGCAAAUGGCUCAAGCAUGGAGGAACCUGGUGACGAAAACAGAAACCAUGAAACCCGCACCACGUGUUCAAAAGCUUUGAGGACUAGGCUGAAGAGUACCGACCCAGCCUUGGAAGGAAGGUCAAGCAACAUGGAGCAGCUGGUGAGACCUCCCCUGCCUGGAAGAAAAGCACACCGAAAGACCGGUACUGAGGGCAACAGAGGACGAUGGAGAGAAGGAAACCCAGGAAGAAAUGAGGACAGACAAAGGACUGAACAUUUAGGAGCCAAGGAAAGAGAAAGACAAAGGCUAAGAAAGGUGGAAAGAGCUGAGACACAUGACGAGAGAGCCCAGGAAAAACAAGAAAGAGGAAGCACUGACAGUUUGUCCAGCAGUAAUUCGGAUGUUCAGUUGAGCAGCAUUUCGGAAGCUGGAGAACGAUCAAACAACUCACAGAGAGGACACGCAUAUCCUAAACCUCAGGGAAUUGGCUUUACCCGGACUACUACUACCAAUUUAAACUUUCAAUCAACUCGGCCUGCUAUCCAGUCCAGAUCCACACCUCUGUCACCACAAAGACUUCCAUCCAGGCCAGCAGCAGGAAACACACACAGCUACUCAUUUAAUGCCAGAGAUACAGAUCCGUUCUGGGUGGAGGUGAUAACAGGAGCUGCAUCUGAACAAUCAUCUCCAAACCAUCAGAGUCAGACUCACAACCCACAUGCCACCACCUCAGAACCAGAAGAAGACGAGGAUGAGGGGAAUGCGGAAGAUGAAGAGGAAGAAGGAAGUGGGGUGGUGGAGGUCAUGAGUCAAGCCAUCCCCACCGGAAUUCUGCUGCCCUCUGUUCCUUUUGGGGACAUGAGGAUGAGUAAAAGAGAAAAGAACAGGAUUAAAAGUCUGAGAAAGAGGCAGAGAAGAAGAGAAAAAUGGAGACAAAGUCAACAGCAGGACAGCAGACAGAGUUCAACAGGGAACCCAACGACCACCAGCAGCAGCAGCAGCAGUGAGGAUGAUGAGGCCGUGAGCAUGAGGGACAAAGAAGGUUUUAUCUGCGCCGUGUGCCUGGACGUGUACUUUAGUCCUUACAUGUGUCAUCCCUGCAAUCACAUUUUCUGUGAACCCUGUCUGAGGACACUGGCAAAGAACAGCCCCACUAACACCCCCUGCCCCCUGUGCAGAACAAUCAUCACGCAUGUCUUCUUCCAGAAGGAGCUAAACCAGACAGCAAGGACAUUCUUUCCAAAGGAAUAUCUUUCCCGGAAGCAGAUCUUCCAGAAAGCAAGUUGUGCGAAGUGGCCUCUUCCAAGCUGCAGAAAGCUCUUCCGCAUCUUUGGAGCAGGCUUCCAGCGACAGCCAACUCCCAUUACAAGACGGCAGUUUCCCCAUGGAGGAGGCUACCGCCUGGAAACCAUGGACUUCGAGGACGACUCUCGAGGUUGGCGAUUUGACAUGGACAUGGUUAUCAUCUACAUCUACUCUGUGAACUGGAUUAUCGGCUUCUUCAUAUUCUGCUUUCUUUGUUAUAUUUUUUUCCCUUCUUUUUGACGGUCAUAACAAUGAUUACAGGAGUGAAAGUCAAACAGAGAAUGUUGAAGACUGAUGAAGGAUAAGAUUAAUUGUAUGUAUUCAGGAAAAAGUGCAAACUGAGUUGUAGAGAUGAAAGAUGCAGAUGAAAAGGUGUGGUGGAGGGCAAACAUCUGCAUUGCAACUGGUGGAAGAUGGUUUGGGCCAGUUCUACCUGCCCAUCUGA
This is a messenger RNA of Cololabis saira (Pacific saury), 1959 nucleotides long. RefSeq names its product ring finger protein 180a (gene rnf180a). The transcript has 4 exons. The record is from RefSeq and is a predicted model, not a curated record. Gene Ontology annotation, molecular function: ubiquitin protein ligase activity; ubiquitin conjugating enzyme binding. Gene Ontology annotation, biological process: serotonin metabolic process; protein polyubiquitination; positive regulation of proteasomal ubiquitin-dependent protein catabolic process. Bases 201 to 1754 code for a protein of 517 amino acids. Lineage: Eukaryota; Metazoa; Chordata; Actinopteri; Beloniformes; Belonidae. Gene Ontology annotation, cellular component: endoplasmic reticulum membrane.